Zingiber officinale is the source of this 790-nucleotide messenger RNA. RefSeq lists its product as uncharacterized. The record is from RefSeq and is a predicted model, not a curated record. The transcript has 2 exons. Bases 256 to 651 code for a protein of 131 amino acids. Gene Ontology annotation, biological process: intracellular protein transport; endoplasmic reticulum to Golgi vesicle-mediated transport. Gene Ontology annotation, cellular component: endoplasmic reticulum; endoplasmic reticulum membrane. Lineage: Eukaryota; Viridiplantae; Streptophyta; Magnoliopsida; Zingiberales; Zingiberaceae.
CUUUAUUAUCUCUUGAAAAUGAAGAUAAUUGGUAAAAGUAACAUUAUUUUUUAAAAAACAAAAAAUACACACUUUAAUAUUGACAUGGAAAUUCCAAUCCCUCCGGCGUCCACCACGACUACCAAAUCCCUGUAUCCUUCCUUCCCUUUUCUCCCCCUCCGGCGGGUUUUGGUAUCUCACCUUUUUCUUCACAUAAUAACGUAACGUAAUCCCAUCCCAUCUCUUCCUUCCUGCCACAGAAGUCGAUCGAGAGAGAUGAUCCAGCUUCUCUUCACCGUGCUGGCUGCGGAGGCCGCGACGGUGACCGCGCUGCUCUUCAGCACUACGCUCCGCAAGCUCGUCGUCAUGGGCGUCGACCAACUCAAGCGCGGGCGCGGCCCCGUGGUGGUCAAGACCGUGGCCGCCACGGCCCUGGUCGUCUUCUGUUCCAGCCUCUAUAGCAUGGUCAAGAUCAACCGCCGCUCCGUCGAGCACGGCACGCUCACGCCCACCGACCAGGUCCUUAUGAGCCGCAACCUGCUCGAAGCCACCCUCAUGGGUUUCAUUCUGUUCCUUGCGCUCGUAGUCGAUCGCCUUCAUCACUACGUUAGAGAAUUGCGUUGGCUGAGAACCAGCUUGGACUCUGCGACGAAGCACGACAGAGCAUUGUAACAAGAAACCAGCAGACUCUCCUAAAUUAGAUUGAUUAAUUUGUGUGGAAGAUCGACAAACACUUGUAAAUUUACUAGUAUAUCAGGCCAUUAACUAUCUAUUAUUCUAUUUUAGUUAGUGCCGUGAUCUAUAUAUGGUU